Oncorhynchus mykiss (rainbow trout) is the source of this 4920-nucleotide messenger RNA. Its product is annotated as tripartite motif-containing protein 29-like. Gene Ontology annotation, molecular function: zinc ion binding. Lineage: Eukaryota; Metazoa; Chordata; Actinopteri; Salmoniformes; Salmonidae. The record is from RefSeq and is a predicted model, not a curated record.
GCAUUGUACGAGAUCUUCGGGCAGGACAGUUUGUCAUUAUGACCGGGGUAUUUGAGGCAAAAUAUCUAAAGUAUCGUAUGAUUAAACAGACUUCCCAAACAUAGGUCUGUUGUAGACCCACUUCCCCUCUGCUUAGCUCAUGUCAAAAUAAAAGUUCUGCUUGUGCACUAUAUGUGGACAAAAAACUUGUCAGGGACUUUCAUUUUGACUUAAGCUAAGCAGAGAGGAAGUGGGAAAGCUGAGUUAGAAAGCUGAUUGAAUUUACCUGGGUAAGAGUACAGUACACUCGUGUUAACUCCUUCUCUUUAUGAUAAAAAGCUUUGUCUAUCUCUAAAAACAAUGUCAAAACUGUCAAAAUUGUUUUGAUAUCACUACAAAAAUGAUCUUACAUCUAACAAUACAUUUAGUAUUCCGAAAGUUAAUUACAGUAUAACGAUGACUCAUUACAGGAAUGUCUAUACUGUUUAACGUUGAUUCAUUCCAGGAAGUAUUUUAAUAGUUGUUUUAUUGUGUUCCAGAAAUGGCGUCCUCUAGCCGUCUCCUGUCUGAAGAGCAGUUCCAGUGCUCUAUCUGUCUGGAUGUGUUCACUGAGCCUGUCUCCACUCCAUGUGGACACAACUUCUGCAAGGUCUGUAUCAGUGGAUACUGGGAUACAACUGACCUGUGCCAGUGUCCAAUGUGUAAGAGGACAUUCUACACAAGACCAGAGCUCAAUAUCAACACAGCAUUCCGAGAUGUUGUAGAUUAUGUUAACAGGAUCAGAGUCAAAAACAGAGAAAAGUCCCCUGCUGAGGCUGGAGAAGUGGUCUGUGACAUCUGCACUAGGAUUAAGCUCAAGGCCUUGAAGUCCUGCCUGGAGUGUCAGACCUCUUUCUGCGAGACUCACCUGCAGCCUCAUCAGAGAGUCACCGGCCUGAAAAGGCACAAGCUAAUAGAUCCCGUGGAGAACAUGGAAGAUAGGAUGUGUAAGAAGCAUGACAGACAGCUGGAGCUGUUCUGUAGGACUGACCAGACUUGUGUGUGUCAGUUCUGCACUGAGGCAGACCACAAGACUCACCACACCGUCCCUCUAGAGAAAGAGUUUGGAGAGAGGAAGGCUCAGCUGGUGAAGACGGAGCAACAUGUAUGGCAGAUGAUCCAGGAGCGACUAGAGAAGGUUCAGAAGAUCAAACAUUCAGUAGAGUUCAGCAAGAAAGAUACACAGAGAGUGAUGGCAGACAGUCUGCAGGUUUUCACUGAUCUGAUGGAUUCCAUUGAGAAAAGCAAGAAGGAGCUCAUUGAGGAGGUUGAGGAGAAGCAGAAAGCAGCAGAGAAUCAGGCUGAAGGGUUUAUUGAAGAGCUGGAGCAGGAAAUCACUGACCUACAUAGGAGACACACUGAGCUGGAACAGCUCUCACACACUGAGGACCACCUCCACCUCCUCCAGAUCUUCCCAUCCCUGUACACCACUCCAAACAUCAAGGACUGGUCUGAGAUCAGUGUUUACAGUGAGACGUGUGUGGGGAAUUUGAGGAGUGUUUUGAGAAGCUUUGUGUCUGAGCUGGAAAAGACAGUGAGGAGAGCAUUUUCUGAAAAAUUCACUAAUGCAAUGGAGGACUUUCAUGACAUCAAUCUGAAAAAGAUGCAGCAGUAUGCAGUGGAUGUGACUCUGGACCCUGAUACAGCAUAUGACAGGGUCGUCCAAUCUAAGGACAAGAAACAGUUGAGAAAAGGAAGAAAAAAUCUCCCUGACAACACAGAUAGGUUUCGUUGAAGUUAGUCUGUCCUAUGAAGAGAGGGCUUCUCCUCAGCGAGAUUCUACUAUGAGGUGUAGGUGGAGGAGAGGACUUGCUGGAAGUUAAGGGUACUAAUUCCAAUUUGAUUUUCAGUGUUGUUUCUACACAUUAAUCACGUUGAGACAAAAUGAGGGAAUGACCAGUCCUUUGAGGUUUUUGGAUUGAAGUUUGCACACCUUGAGUGAUAUAUAGAAAUGUACUGAAUGAUGUAUGAAGGAGUGUAUUGUUGUUUGUUUGUUUGUUUGUAUGUUUUGUUUGAUAAAUAUCACCAGAUUGGGUCUGCUGGAUGAUCGAGAUUACUCCCUAAGGAUUAGUGGUGACUCUGCGAUGAGGUGUCAUAGACAGUGUCAUAGUGGGAGUAUAAACCAAUUUGGAAAAAUUGUUUCAACAGAAUGUGUUGUUACUCGCUUUGACAUGUGUUUUGGAGAUUUUCAUUGGGAAUAUUGGUAGUAUCAAUUUGUCAUAGGGUAAAUUAUUGUUUGGAUUUCUUGAAACGCUUGACUGGAUUUCCUGAAUCAGAGGUUCACUGAACUGAAUUGUUGAACUGAAUUGUCCUUUCUCAAAGUUAUGGUGACUACAGAUGGUAUCUAAAUGCAUGGAAGGGAUCAUUUGACCAAACGGUGUAGACCUCAAAACCCCCUCUAACCGGCUGAAGAUAUGGCACUCAGUUCGGUCCUGUCCUGCACCACUUCUGUCAAGAGACCUGAGUCUGAGCCAGCAACCGGUGUACAGCAUCCAGUUGAAGUUAUCAACUGCCUUUUCUCUCAUGCCCUUCUCUCAGGAGUGUGACAGGAGUGAGCAUGGAGAGAGAUCCAUUCCAAAACUUCUCUUAUGUUGCCGGUAUACUGGUUGACAAAUGGACAAUACAUAAUAGGAGUUGUGGUGGGACUCAGGUGAGACAUUGAAAUUGGGACAUUGUCAUGGGCCAUCCACUUUGAACUGCGAAGCUAUCUGAAAAAAAAAGAAAAAAUGCCAGAAGAUUGAAUGCCGGGAAAGGGAGGGGGUUGGUCAACUGUGCCCGUAAAUAUUUUAGACUUUUCUGAAAUAGUUUAUUUUGGGGUAUCAGUUUGAUUGUGGAGGUCUACACACUGCUAAAUGUAUAGUAAUUUAGGCUAAGAAUGCAUUGAGAUAGUGAUCUGUAAAUAAUCAUGAUGAGAGAGUUAAAACUAGAAUUUUGAGAUUAAUAUUUUGUAUGUUAAUAUAAAUGUACAUUCUGCCAGUGUUGAUGUGUUAAAUUGAGGGUUUACAUUUUGAGUAAUAGAACCAAUGUGAAUGCUAUUCUCAACAUGCCUUGGUGAAUGGAAAGGUGAUCUCUGAUCCUGAGAGGGAAACUGAUCCUAAUCUAUUUGACCUAUAUCCUAUUUCAUUUAUAUCCAUAACCAAAUUGAAAUGUUUAAUGAUAAUACUCAGGAAUUAUAGCAAGUUUGUGCUAACGGUGCAUAGCCAUAAGUGUUGCCUUAUAAAUAGUGGGCUCUUGAUGCUUGUCCUGGGUUAUGUUCAUUGGGCAGUAAACGGAAGAAAUGUUACUUAAAACAUCUUAAGGAUUAGCCCCUUUUUUUCAAUUUUCACCGAAAAUGAAAUACCCGAAUCUAACUGCUUGUAACUCAGAAUCUGAAGCAAGGAUAUGCAUAUUCUUGGUACCAUUUGAAAGGACACACACGUUUAUGGAAACAUGAAAGGAAUGUAGUAGAAUAUAACACAAUAGAUCUGGUAAAAGAUAAUACAAAGAAAAAAACAACCAUUAUUUUUCUGUACCAUCAUCUUUGAAAUGCAAGGGAAAGGCCAUCAUGUAUUAUUCCAGCCCCGGUGCAAUUUAGAUUUUGGCCACUAGAUGGAAUCAGUGUAUGUGCAUAGUUUUAGACUGAUCCAAUGAACCAUUGCAUUUCUGUUAAAUUUGUUUUAGCAAGACUGCCUAAAUGUGCCUAAUUUGUUUAUUAAUAACUUUUUAUGUUCAAAAUUGUGCACUCUCCUCAAACAAUAGCAUGGUAUUAUUUCACUGUAAUAGCUACUGUAAAUUGGACAGUGCAGUUAGAUUAAACAAGGAGUCACUACAUGGAUUUGUCCAGCCAGAUAUGCUCAUUUUAGUUUCUAUAGAUGGUGCUAUAGGGAUGAAAAUUGCCUUUUUUACCAUGCUGACCAAUGCUCAGUAUCAACAUGAUGAUUUGUUUCGUACUGAUGAAAAAUGUACUCUGACUUAGAUUGAUGAGAAUUGCUUAAUGAUAUUUGUAUGUCAUUUUAAACUUUGGAAUUUUUCUUUUAAGUUGAGAAAAAUCUCAAAAUGGGGGAAUGUGAUAGAAAAAUUACAUAUUUACCUGAUUUGUUUGAUAUUAAUAGUUAACAGUUAUAUACUUAACUAAUAGUAAGACAUUUCUGUUCUAUUAAAUGUCUGUUUGAACUGAGAGGAGCCUAAAAACCUAAGGCUGGCAUUCCAUAGAUAAGAUGUGGUGGGUGUAACCGAGAUAGAGAGAGCCUGGAAGAACAGAACAAAGGCCUCAGGAUUCAUAAUUAUCCUAGCAUGUGGGAAACUAAGAUGAGGUGGGGUUACAAAUAACACCAUAGGGGUGGGACCAGCCAUGACUAAGCAUUCUUAGAGACCAGCUAUGUAAGUAACAGCAUUUUUUUGUAAAGGUCACGCUACUUUGCCCAACAGUCAAGUGUUGGGCUGACUAGUCUCAUUAUUUCAAUAAUUAAUCAAUAUUAAAUAAAGAAUUGUUUGACGAAAAGACAAAGUCUCUAUCAGUGUGAAUUUCCACGACAAAGUCACUCUGAAUAAGAGUGUCUGCUAAAUUACUCAAAUGUAAUGUCGAAAUGAUUCUGUUGAAAACAACGGGUGGACAUUUUGGAGGCAGUCUCCUGUUCGUAUAGAUUGUUCAGAUGGCAAUGUCAGGACAACAAUGUGCACGCUUCAAUAGGGCAGAAGUCUGUGUUGUUGGGAUUCUGGAUGACCAGAUAGCUACCAACAAUGACAAGGAACUGCCAUGUGGGGAAUAAUAAGUAGCUAGUUUCAUCUUGUUCUUGAUACCACGUCUUAUUUUGAGGUGUUUUGACUGAUUAUGUCAAUGACAAUAUGGCUAAAAUGCUCUAGCUAACCAACAACUGAUGAUGUAUUUGAGAGACAAGGGCUCAUUCUGCUAAUUUAUUUAUG